CAGUCGACAAAGAACCAUGAUGGCGUUCAAGUUUCCACGUGUUUUUCUGCCUUUUCGCUUGCCUAGACCGCCGAUCCUCCCCAAGGGCAGCCGCGGCACCCACAGCGGCGCUGGCUCGGGGGCCGGGAGCGGCGGGGGGAGCGGGGGCAGCAUCAGGGACGCGGGGGGGUCCUUCGGGAAGCUGGCCGUGGCGCAGGAGGAAGAGUAUUUCCGCAGGAAGCAAAGAGAGCAACUGGUCAAGCUCCGCCAGAAGCUGGAGAGCGAACGGGACGCGACGGCCAAGAGUCCACCAAUCGUCGAAGACCCAGAAUGCGGUGGGACUUCAACCCCGAGUGUCAGCUACGCGGACUCUCGUGACGACGGCCUCAUCAAGGACCAGGUUUUCCUCCAGCGCAAGCUUGAGGAAUACGAAAACCUUGUGAAGCAUCAGCAGGAAGAUAUCCGGAGAAUGCUGGAGUUGGUGGAUGAGAACGUGCGGAUCAUCAGCCACUUCCAGGAGGAGAUCGGGUUCCUGAAGUCGACGAUGGAGAUCCAGAAGCUGUUUCCCGAGUUGGACCUUGGGCGUGAGCCGCGCUUCGAAUGCUUCGAAACCUUAAAGCCUCGAAAUGGUAGCUUCGAGUCGUAACUCUUCCCAGUAUUCAUUCGAGAUCAAGCCAUUCGAGUCACUCAACUCAUUGUUAUUGUUAUUAUUAUCUUUAUUUUUAUUGUUUACUUUUUUUUAAACUCCAUACUUCUUA
This is a messenger RNA of Penaeus vannamei (Pacific white shrimp), 737 nucleotides long. RefSeq lists its product as uncharacterized. Gene Ontology annotation, biological process: negative regulation of ATP-dependent activity. Gene Ontology annotation, molecular function: ATPase inhibitor activity. Lineage: Eukaryota; Metazoa; Arthropoda; Malacostraca; Decapoda; Penaeidae. The record is from RefSeq and is a predicted model, not a curated record. Gene Ontology annotation, cellular component: mitochondrion.